UCUGCCUAGGACAGCGCUCACCACUGAAUGACUUCCAGGUGCUUCGUGGCACAGAACUGCAGCACCUGCUACAUGCAGUGAUACCAGGGCCUUGGCAGGAGGAUGUGGCAGAUGCUGAAGAGUGUGCUAGGCUCUGUGGGCCCCUCCUGGACUGCCGUGCCUUCCAUUAUAACAUGAGUAGCAAUGGUUGCCAACUCCUGCCGUGGACCCAGCACUCACCCCACAUGCAGCUACAACGUUCUGGGUGCUGUGAUCUCUUCCAGAAGAAAGACUAUGUGCGGUCCUGCCUCAUGGACAAUGGGGUUGGGUACCGGGGCACUGUGGCAAAAACAGCAGGUGGCCUGCCCUGCCAAGCUUGGAGACACAGGUUCCCUAACGACCACAAGUAUACUCCCACACUCCGGAACGGCCUGGAAGAGAACUUCUGCCGCAAUCCUGACGGGGACCCUGGAGGUCCCUGGUGCUACACGACAAACCCUGCAGUGCGCUUCCAAAGCUGCGGCAUCAAGUCCUGCCAGGAGGCUGCUUGCAUUUGGUGCAACGGCGAAGAUUACCGCGGCGCGGUGGACCGUACAGAGUCGGGACGCGAGUGCCAGCGCUGGGACCUGCAGCACCCGCAUUCGCAUCCCUUCGAGCCUGGCAAGUUUCCGGACCAAGGUCUGGAUGACAACUAUUGCAGAAAUCCUGAUGGAUCUGAGCGACCCUGGUGCUACACUACAGACCCGCAGCUCGAGCGAGAAUUCUGCGACCUCCUCCGUUGUGGAUCCGAGGUACAACCAAGCCGCGAGGCCACAACAUUCAGCUGCUUCCGCGGAAAGGGUGAGGGCUAUCGGGGCACAGCCAAUACUACCACUACGGGCGUGCCUUGCCAGCGUUGGGACGCUCAGAGCCCGCAUCAGCACCGGUUUGCGCCGGAAAAAUACGCUUGCAAGGACCUUCGGGAGAACUUCUGCCGAAACCCAGACGGCUCCGAGGCGCCCUGGUGCUUCACAUCACGGCCUGGUAUGCGCGUGGCUUUUUGCUACCAGAUCCAGCGCUGUACUGACGACGUGCGGCCGGAGGAUUGUUACCACGGCUCAGGCGAGCAGUACCGCGGCUCAGUCAGCAAGACCCGCAAGGGUGUCCAGUGCCAGCGCUGGUCUGCUGAGACACCGCACAAGCCUCAAUACACGCCCUCCUCAGUUCCUCAAGCUCAACUGAAGGAAAACUUCUGCCGGAAUCCAGAUGGGGAUAGUCAUGGGCCAUGGUGCUACACCAUUGACCCAGGGACUCCGUUUGACUACUGUGCCCUUCGACGCUGCAAUGAUGACCAGCCACUGUCCAUCCUAGAUCCCCCAGACCAGGUACAGUUUGAGAAAUGCGGCAAGAGGGUGGACAGGCUGGAUCAGCAGCGCUCCAGGCUCCGUGUGGUGGGGGGCCAUCCUGGGAACUCACCCUGGACAGUCAGUUUGCGUAACCGGCAGGGCCAGCAUUUCUGUGGAGGGUCCCUAGUAAAGGAACAGUGGGUACUGUCUGCCCGGCAAUGCUUCUCAUCCUGCCAUGAACCUCUCACGGGAUAUGAAGUGUGGUUGGGCACCCUGUUUCAGAACCCACAGCCAGGGGAGCCAGGCUUGCAGCAGAUCCCAGUGGCCAAGAUGGUGUGUGGGCCCUCAGGCUCCCAGCUUGUCCUGCUCAAGCUGGAGAGACCGGUGAUCCUGAACCAGCGUGUGGCCCUGAUCUGCCUACCCCCUGAGCGGUAUGUGGUGCCUCCAGGGACCAAGUGUGAGAUUGCAGGCUGGGGUGAGACCAAAGGUACAAGUGAUGACAUGGUCCUAAAUGUGGCCUUGCUGAAAGUCAUCUCCAACCAGAAGUGUAAUGUCAAGCAUCGAGGACGUGUCCGAGAGCACGAGAUGUGCACUGAGGGAUUAUUGGUCCCUAUGGGGGCCUGUGAGGGUGACUACGGUGGCCCACUUGCCUGCUUUACCCAUGACUGCUGGGUCCUGGAGGGAAUUAUAAUCCCCAACCGAGUGUGUGCCCGGCCCGGCUGGCCAGCCAUCUUCAUGCGUGUCUCUGUGUUUGUGGACUGGAUUCACAAGGUCAUACAGCUGGGCUAGGCCUGGUCUUAACCCCUUGCAUUAGGGAGCACAAAAUUUGUCAGACAUAAAGCCACCUUUUCUCUUUACA
This is a messenger RNA of Marmota flaviventris (yellow-bellied marmot), 2163 nucleotides long. NCBI's taxonomy places the organism in Eukaryota, Metazoa, Chordata, Mammalia, Rodentia, Sciuridae. The record is from RefSeq and is a predicted model, not a curated record.